AUGUCACGACUGUUGGUUAUUACCCAGUUGCUAGGACUGGCAGCUCUCCUUCUUUCGCCAGCUUCAUCGGCUCCUACUACCGAUUGCGAUUGGCGGAACGCAAGCGAGGUCACAACAUUGCAGUCCGUCCCUGGGACACAGUCGCUCGAGAACAUUGCCGUUCGGGAAAAUGGAAAUCUUCUGGUCACGUCUACAGCCUCGCCGACCCUUUUCGACCUGUCGCCUGAAGCCAAGCAUGCGCCCAUCCCUGUUGUUACUAUCGACGGCGUCAACAGUCUCCUCGGAAUCACCGAAAUAGGCGAGAAGGAUGUCUUCUACGUCCUCGGAUCAAACCUGACCUCGACUGAAAACUCGAACGGCUUGUGGAAAGUCGACCUCCGCAACUUCAGCACCUCGCACAACGGGACUGUGCUCGAACCAGCAGUCCUUUCGCUCGUCACGCUCAUCCCAUCCGCUCUUCAGCUUAACGGCAUGGCUCGCUUAGCCAAGAACGACACCCAGAACUUGCUCAUGUCCGACUCUGCCCGUGGAACCGUUCUUCGACUUAAUGUGAACACAAAAGCUGUCGAGACGGUCCUUUCUGAGCCCGAGAUGGCUCCGGUAUCAUCGAGUUCGAGCAUCGGCGUCGCUGUCAACGGAAUUCGCAUCCGGGGCAACAAACUCUAUUUCGUGAGCUUGGACCAAGGCCUAUUAGGCAGAGUCCCCAUCUCCCUCACCACCGGGACGGCCACUGGCCCCGUUGAGACUCUGGCCACCAACAUCACCUUUGGUGACGACUUCGCACUGUCCAGAGACGGCAAGACUGCCUACGUUGCAACGAACGGCCCUCUGGAGGUUCUUGGAGUAGACUUGGUACAUGGAGGAAAGACUGUUGUUGCGUCCUCGCCUCUCCUCGGGGCUGCUUCUUCGGUGACUCUUGACUUGCACCACCCUCGCAAGGUGUUGUACGUGACAGGCGCCGUGGCAUCUGGCAACAGCACUGUUGGCCAUGUGUCCCGCGUUACUUUGAGGUGCUAG
Molecule: messenger RNA, 1017 nt
Organism: Colletotrichum godetiae
Lineage: Eukaryota; Fungi; Ascomycota; Sordariomycetes; Glomerellales; Glomerellaceae
Exons: 1
Coding region: 1-1017 (338 amino acids)
Source: RefSeq, a predicted model, not a curated record